UAUAGCAAGCUCCUUCAGUUCUCUCCACACACCGAUCACUUCUCACAGAUUCUUGACCUCGUCGAAUCACUCGGUUCCUUCUUCGACUCGAUCGUAAGCAGCACGUUCAUGAAGCACCAGAGAGCGGCAUCAGAGCAAGCCGUGUCCCUCGCCCUCUCGCUCUCCCUCGGCGCCGUGGCCGCCCGCCACAAGAAGCUCCGCCGCGCCGGUGCCGCCGCGGCCGGAUCAGGCGAGUUCGUCUGCAAGACGUGCAGCCGCUCCUUCCCGACGUUCCAGGCGCUCGGCGGCCACAGGACCAGCCACCUGCGCGGCCGCCACGGGCUCGCGCUAGCCCUCGCCGGAGACCACUACAACGUCAAGCACAAGAAGACCACUUCCACGGACGAUCAGAAGCCGGCGGCAGUACACCAGUGCCAUGUCUGCGGACUUCAGUUCGAGACGGGGCAGGCGCUCGGGGGCCACAUGCGCAGGCACCGCGAGGAGGCCGGCGCCAUGGCGCAGGCGCCGCCACUUCUGCUCCAGCUCUUCGUCUAG
Molecule: messenger RNA, 534 nt
Organism: Lolium rigidum
Lineage: Eukaryota; Viridiplantae; Streptophyta; Magnoliopsida; Poales; Poaceae
Product: zinc finger protein ZAT8-like
Exons: 1
Coding region: 109-534 (141 amino acids)
Source: RefSeq, a predicted model, not a curated record